AUGGCGGCUCCUCCUCUUCCUCUCGCGCUUCCCCUCCCUGCAGUCACCAUCGCCCCUCGUCCCAGGACCUGCUUCUCCUUGCAUCGAGCUACGGACGUGCAUCUCGACCGACGUCGGCUCGAGUCGUUGUUUCAUCUCCCGCAGCCGCAGGCAGCAAAGGCUGUAGGCAUCAGCCUCACGACCUUCAAGGCGAGCUGCCGACGGCUCGGCGUCAGGCGAUGGCCGUACAAGAAGGCCGGCCGGGCGGGAGGAGAGGCGGAAGGGACUACAAGCUCCCCGGCCCCAGACGCGGAAGAGCAGGAGAGCAGACACAGACUGCUGGUGGGCAGCAGCAGCAUGCGGGCGGACGAGCAGCCGGACAUCGACCAAGGGUGGUUGAGCUGGUAUCUCAACUGCACAGGAGACGAUUGCUCCCCGUCGGUGUGUAUCUGCUUCAAGUAG
Messenger RNA from Guillardia theta CCMP2712, 441 nucleotides. RefSeq lists its product as hypothetical. NCBI's taxonomy places the organism in Eukaryota, Cryptophyceae, Pyrenomonadales, Geminigeraceae. The record is from RefSeq and is a predicted model, not a curated record. Gene Ontology annotation, molecular function: DNA-binding transcription factor activity. The transcript has a single exon. The coding region runs from base 1 to 441 and encodes 146 amino acids.